Westerdykella ornata is the source of this 1596-nucleotide messenger RNA. RefSeq lists its product as uncharacterized. The transcript is spliced from 7 exons. Gene Ontology annotation, molecular function: transmembrane transporter activity. The coding region runs from base 1 to 1596 and encodes 531 amino acids. Gene Ontology annotation, cellular component: membrane. The record is from RefSeq and is a predicted model, not a curated record. NCBI's taxonomy places the organism in Eukaryota, Fungi, Ascomycota, Dothideomycetes, Pleosporales, Sporormiaceae. Gene Ontology annotation, biological process: transmembrane transport.
AUGGGUGUACCGUCGACACAGGCGUCCAACGCCCUCAUCUAUCUAACCUAUGGAGCCUUCCUAGUAACAGGAUGCUACAUCGCAUGGCGCCUGCGACACCAGUCGAAGACAGAAUGGCUUUCGGCCAACAAGACACAGAAGGGCGUUCCACUGGCCCUGAACUUCAUCGCAUCGGCCUUGGGAUCUGGUAUUCUAUUUACCUAUCCGCAAAUUGCGACUAUAGCCGGUGUGCAGGGCUUGAUCGUCUACGCACUAUCAUCAUCUCUACCUCUCCUCAUCUUCGGCGCCUUGGGGCCAAUCAUUCGACGCAAAUGUCCUGAAGGGUUCGUCCUUACCGAGUGGACGCGGCAGAGAUAUGGUCCAGUUGCUGGAAUUUUCCUGAGCAUCUGCACCCUCAUCACAAUCUUCCUCUACAUGGUUGCUGAGCUUUCUGCUCUCCAACAGAUUGUCAACGCAUUGACGGGGCUGAAUGGGCUUCCGGCUGUCAUCGUACAAUGUGCAAUCACAACGAUUUACACAUCCGCUGGUGGCUUCAAAGUCUCCUUUGUCACAGACAAUAUCCAGGGUGCCAUGGUCUGCGGUCUCAUCGUCCUGGGAGUUAUCUCAGUUGGCGUAGAAACCAAAAUUGACCGCAGCCUGAUUGACCGUUCCGGGUAUCUGGAGCCAUCCCUCCUCGGUUGGCAACUGAUCUACAUCCUCCCGGUAGCCAUCCUCACUAACGACUUCUUCCUCUCCGGAUUUUGGAUGCGCACCUUCGCCUCUAGAACCGACAAGGACCUCUGGAUUGGCGUCAGUAUCGCAAGCGUUGCCGUAUGCAUAAUUCUCACUCUCGUUGGUGUCACAGGGCUCCUGGCCGCCUGGUCUGGCGCUUGGCCUCUGGAUGAUGCAGAGAACGGAUACCUAGCCUUCUUCCUCCUGCUGGGCCAACUUCCGGCCUGGGUCGUCGGCGUCGUUCUAGUCAUGGUGGUUUCUCUCUCCACAGCGGCCUUCGACAGUCUCCAAAGCGCCAUGGUUUCGACCGGAAGCAACGACCUCUUCCGCAACAAGCUGAACCUCUGGAUCAUCCGCGCUCUGGUCGUCGUUCUUAUCGUCCCCGUCGUGGUGGUAGCGCUGAAGAGCCCGGACAUCCUGCAGAUUUUCCUGAUCAGCGAUCUUGUCAGCGCGUCCGUGAUUCCUUGUCUCGUCCUUGGACUCUCGGAGAAACUGUACUGGUGGCGUGGAUUCGACUUUGUGGUUGGUAGCUUGGGAGGUAUCUUCACCGUCUUCCUCUUUGGGUUGGUGUACUAUGAUGGCGACGCUACGUUGGCGGGGAAAUUGAUCUUGCUUGAAAAUGGAUUGUAUGCCAAUGAUUGGAGCGCGUUCGGCGCAUUCGUAGCUGCCCCGAUUGGCGCCCUGCUCUGGGGUUUUGGAGCAUGCGGCUUACGUAUUGCGACGCUCUACCUCCUCUCCAGAAUCAGGGGCCAUCCGUUCACUGCCCUGGAUAGGCCCGUACCAAGGGAAGCCUAUGUGGAGGAGCGGGAGAGGGAAGAGGAUCUGGACCAGGUGAGGGUGCUGGAAGAGACGGACUCGGCGAAGAAGUAUGGGAGGUUCUUUUAG